GACCAGCGUGCAGACGCUCCUUAGAAGUGUCAGAGUGUCAGAUCCGUCCUAGCGAAUCUGAAGUCGAUCCGGAUGACACAACAGAUACAACAGAUCCAGUCGAUCCAGUGGGACUGAGGCACCGCUGCUCUGUGGUUUCUGCUGGGCAUUUCAGCGCCAUAUAAGGAGAAAGAAGAGGAGGGGGAAGAGGAGGAGGAGGAGGAGGAGGGAGAAGAGGGAUUUAAAAAAACUGCAUUCCUGUAAAAAUUAUUAACUGGCGGAGAGAAGGAGGAGGUCGAUAAGUAGGAACCGAUUGAUCAGGGUUGCAAAUUUUGCACGGUGAAUGUCAGCGAAGCCUCGUCUGCUCAGCGCGCUUCAUUUCUUUAAGGUGAGAGGAGCGUCAGACAGCGUGUCUGCAGGUGCCACACAAUCAGAUUCAAGUGCAAGGGACAGCAAACAGGCAGCAUGGAGCUGAUGAAAAUUGCAUUGUCCCUUCCCAUUCUUCUGUGUCCCGCUUGGGCCUUAUCCCAUCACUCCUACCUGGACGGCAUGCUGUCGCCUCGCUCAGCGAUGCAGAGGGGCGUCGUCCCAGCCCUCAGGUUCCUGGAUGAGGCGUUGAGGUUUGACCCCUGUUGUCUCAUGUCGCCUCCUCCACCGCCGCUCUUCCCUCCUCCUCCUCGGCUUUGGAAGAGGGGCACGCCUGACACACUGAGCUUAUUGGAACCAACCGUUUUCGGAGGUGAAGGGACAGAUGAUACGCAUGUAACUCCAGAGUGUUCACCAGGACCCCCAGGACCUCCAGGACCUCAGGGUGAAAUUGGAUUGCCUGGUAUAAGGGGACCAAAAGGGAGAAAGGGAGAAAUUGGACGUCCGGGGGCAAGGGGCCGUCCUGGCGCUCCCGGUCCUCCAGGGACUCCAGGAUUUCCAGGAUUUCCUGGACCACAAGGACCCAAAGGAGAAAAGGGAGACUCAGGACUCAUGGGUUUACCAGGGCUGCGAGGUCCACCGGGAACAAAGGGUUUACCUGGUUACAAAGGUGACAAGGGGGACCGAGGCGACCGUGGCUCUGGAGGACCAAAAGGGGACAAGGGUUCAAUUGGUUUGCCUGGGAUGCUUGGACAGAAGGGUGAGGCGGGCCCAAAGGGAGAGCCAGGUGUUUCUGGGAAGAGAGGACCAACUGGGAGACCAGGGAAAAGAGGCAAACAGGGUAUCAAAGGACAUUCAGGGGCCCCAGGCUUCAUGGGACCCCCAGGGCCUGCAGGUCCCAAUGGCCUCCCUGGCCCACCUGGGCCUCCAGCAUCAGGUCUGUACUUGGUGGGGGAGAAAGGAGAGAAGGGCCUCCCGGGCCCGCCAGGCCACUGCGACUGUGAUACUGUAAUUGGAUCAAAUAACGCCCCCUUUGGAAACUACUACACAACGCGACGGGGCGGCAAUAAACUCACUGCCAUAUUUGUGGUGAACAGUGAGGAGGAGAUGUCUCGCCUUCAUGUCGAAAACGUAAUCGUACUAAGGAAAGAUAAGCGGAUGCUUUACUACAAGGAUAAAGACGGCUGGAGCCCCAUACAGCCCUUUCAGCCAUUCCAGUCCACGGAGACCGUCCCAGAGAGAGUAGGUGUGUGUGGGGACGGGACGGUGCAGGUCCAGCACGGGGAGGAGUGUGACGACGGAAACCAGGUCGUCACAGACGCUUGUCUCAAUUGUAAGUGGGCCUACUGUGGAGAUGGAUACCGACAUGAGGGUAUAGAAGAGUGCGACGGGAAAGAUUUUGGUUACCAGAUUUGCAAAUCCUAUCUUCCCGGGUCCUCUGGCCAGCUUAAAUGCACUGAGUCUUGCCUCAUUGAUUCUACCGGCUGCAAGUACUUCACCUGAAUACAGAAGGCCUCCCUGAAUGACGAAAUUGUACUUCAGAUUCCCUCUGGAGUAUCGAAACUUUGAAACCAACAAGUGAUGCGCUGAAAGACUGCACUAAAGCGAAGCUGAUGUGCCCGCUCCGAGGCAUGAAAAGUCAUGGAAGAAUGUUUUCUUUUUUUCAACUGUAGUAGUACUCUCCACACCUUAAGGUUUGGUCUUGAACAUGCCUCUGAGAACAGCUCCAUGGGCUGCAGCACUGUUAGAAAAUCAUUAGAGAUGGAGGGGGGGGGUGAACAUUUUAAGGAUGUAAUGAUUUUAACAUGUCAAAUACUUACACUGUUUAAGACGUGCUGACUGUUAAUGCAGAAAUAAGCUAUGUGCUCUUUCCUACAAGACAUUAGAAAAGGGUUGUAUUGUAUUGUAGUAUGCAAAUCUAAGGCGCCUGAAUGUUCUUACUCCUGUGCAAUGUAUAACAAAACGCGUGUUUAUUAAUUGCAAUGUUGUGAUAUUGCAUGCAAAUGUGUAUAAGUGCACAGCAGACUGCUUUAUCUGUUCAAAGCUGUAGCCAUAUUGUGUCCCCUCUAGCAGAGAAAUUGCAAACAAUCCGACAGGAAAACACGAAUGUCCUUUAGCAAAAACAUAAGAAUAACAUACGGUUACUGAAGCAGCAUGAUGUAUGAAUGUAAGUGUGCAUUUGAUACAAUAAUUACAUCAAUAAAGACUUGAUCUUCA
This is a messenger RNA of Gambusia affinis (western mosquitofish), 2562 nucleotides long. RefSeq names its product acetylcholinesterase collagenic tail peptide-like. The coding region runs from base 445 to 1848 and encodes 467 amino acids. Gene Ontology annotation, molecular function: heparin binding. NCBI's taxonomy places the organism in Eukaryota, Metazoa, Chordata, Actinopteri, Cyprinodontiformes, Poeciliidae. The transcript is spliced from 18 exons. The record is from RefSeq and is a predicted model, not a curated record.